AUGGCACCGCAAGUUUGGUUCAUCACCGGUGCCUCCUCGGGCUUGGGUCUAUCCCUUUCGCUGUACGCACUGUCAGCCGGGCAUCAUGUCAUCGGGACCGUUCGCAACGCAUCAAAGUCCGCAGAUGCAGUCCAGACAAUUCAAAAUAAGGGCGGAAAGAUCGUGGAGCUAGACGUUACCAAGGCCGAUGCUAUUCCUGAAGCAGUGAAAAAGGCAGAAAGCUUUUACGGGAAAAUCGAUGUAUUAGUGAACAACGCGGGGUACUCAUUAUUAGGCGCCGUGGAGGACCUGAAUGACAAAGAAAGCGCACUCCAGAUGGAAACUAAUUUCUUUGGUCCUCUCCGAGUAAUCCGAGCAGUGCUCCCUGGUAUGCGCGGCAACAGGAGUGGAACGAUCGUGAACAUUAGUAGCGUCGCUGGUCAAGAUGCUUUGCCUUCUUGCGGGUUGUAUUCUGCAAGCAAAUUCGCACUGGAAGGUCUAUCUGAAUCGCUGAGUCGUGAACUUGCACCGUUUAAUAUUUCAGUUCUUGUGGUGGAACCCGGUGCUUUCCGUACGAAUUUCCUGUCGGCAGUUCAGAGGAACGAGAGCGGGCUUAGUGAACCAUAUAAAGGUGGACCGGUGGAUACCAUGCUAGGCAAUUUCGAGUCAGCACAAGGCAAACAAAAAGGAGACCCUGAAAAGGCGAUCGCUAGGAUCUUUGAAGUCGUCACUGGAGAGGGCGCCGCUGGUGGACUUAAGGGGCAGAUUCUAAGAUUGCCACUGGGUCCGGAUUGCGUGCAAAGAAUGCAGGCGAAGCUGGAUAAGGCAAAUGCUGAUCUCAAUGCUGCGCGCGAAUUCGCACUGAAUACCAACUAUGAUUAG
Molecule: messenger RNA, 861 nt
Organism: Aspergillus oryzae RIB40
Lineage: Eukaryota; Fungi; Ascomycota; Eurotiomycetes; Eurotiales; Aspergillaceae
Product: putative short chain oxidoreductase/dehydrogenase
Exons: 2
Coding region: 1-861 (286 amino acids)
Molecular function (GO): oxidoreductase activity
Source: RefSeq, a predicted model, not a curated record